This is a messenger RNA of Spodoptera exigua (beet armyworm), 2632 nucleotides long. The record is from the annotation of a GenBank genome assembly. NCBI's taxonomy places the organism in Eukaryota, Metazoa, Arthropoda, Insecta, Lepidoptera, Noctuidae.
CCGCGCCGGGCCCCGCGCUGGCGGCCGCCGGCACGCUGCUGGAGGCGUUCGGCAACGCGGCCACGUCGCGCAACCACAACGCCAGCCGCUUUGUAACUACCACUCCACGUACUUCCACCGAUAGAUGUAUACUGCAUUGUUUUUACUGAGGGCUGCCGUCCGUCCAGGUGCCCUCGGAUUUGUUCUAGUUAGGACGACGGGAAGCGUCGUGAGGGUUCAGGUGGCUCAAAUUGUAGUCCGGGUAUAAUCCGGAUAACUACCUACAUAUGGGUGGUGCUGAGGACCGCUCUUUUUAAAAGUCGGUUUAAAUACCAAAACCUGUCCUGAGAGUAACGAAUAAUAUCACAUCUAAGUCAAGUCAACCAAUCGCGAACAUAAAUAUACGUACAGGAACGGAUUACCUGAUGGUAAGCAAUCAGCGCCGCCCAUGGACACCCGCAACGGAGGAGUUACGAGUGCGUUGCCGACCUUUUAUUGAUUAGGGAUUUGGAGAUUUAGGGAUUGGGGAGGGGAAGGAUUGGGCCUCUGGUAACUUCACUCACACGGCGAAACAACGCUCUGGUUGUUUCACGCCGGUUUUCUGUGAGGCCGUGGUAUCACUCCGGUCGAGCCGACCCAUUCUUGCCGAAGCAUGGCUCUCCCACACUUAAAUUAAAACAAAAAAUUAAAUUAAAAAAACAUUAAAACUUAAAAGUCCGAGAUGAAAGCUACAAAACCCGGUCCUGGGGGGUAGGUUGAGGAGAUGGCAGCCCCACUCUAAGUAAACAUUAAGAGAGUAUACAGUAUGUGUAGUUUAGAGGUGGGCCUGCGGGCCGUCCGCUGUGAGUACGUAUAUUAUAGAAUAAGUCGGCAAUCGUGCAACGGAUUACCUAAUGGUAAGCAAUCGGCGCCGCUCAUGGACACGCAACAUCAAGCAUUGGGAAGGGAUAGGGGGGAGGGAGGUAUUGAGCCUGCAGGAACCACACACGGCGAAACACAACGCUGUGGUUGUUUCACGUUGUUUUUGUGUGGGGCCGUGGCAUCACUCCCAUUCGUGCCGAAGCUAAGCUGUUGUACAGUUUAUAUAAGUAAAGGACAUGCGGUGGUCGCAGCGCUGAGACGGUGACGGUGGUCGGUUGCAGGGCAAGCUGCUGGAGAUCGAGUAUGACUUCAAAGGCGAGCCGGUGGGCGGACACAUCACGCACUGUGAGUAUGCAGCGUAGUAGUGUAGCGCGCUCUACUGUCGCAUUGUAAUGACGCACUUGUUGUGUUGCAAGCAGACCUGCUGGAGAAGGAGCGCGUGUGCGGCGCCGUGCUCGGCGAGCGCAACUUCCACGUGCUGUACCAGCUGCUGGCCGGCGCCGACGUCAGCCUGCUCAAGCGGCUGCGGCUGCAGCGGUCGUGGGAGCAGUACCGCGUGCUGCGCGGGACGCCGGCGGAGGCGGAGCCCGCGUCCCCGCGCCGCGCCGCGCCCCCCGCCGCGCCCCCCUCCGUCGACCAGGACCGCGACCACUUCGCCUUCACUAUGGCGGCGCUGCGCACGCUGGGGCUGGGCGGCGCCGCCGACUCCGUGCUGCGUCUGCUGGCCUUCCUGCUGAAGCUGGCCAACGUCGACUUCGAGCCGCAGCACAACAUCGACGGCACCAUCGGCACGCGCCUGCAGCAGCGCUACGAGCUGGUGGAGGCGUGCGCGCUGGUGGGCGUGGACGCGGACGCGCUGGGCGCGGCGCUGGGCGCGGCGCCCGACGAGGACGCGGCGCCCGAGGAGGCGGCGGAGGGCGGCGCGGGGUCGCCGGGGGGCGCGGCCUGGGCCGGCGCGCGCCGCGACCGCCUGCUGGCCGUGCUGUACUCGCGCCUCUUCACGUGGCUCAUCAACGCCGUCAACGACCACAUCAAGCCGGGCGACGCGGGCAAGCGCUGCUCGCUGGGCAUCCUGGACGUGUACGGGUUCGAGUCCCUGGCGCGCAACGGGCUGGAGCGGCUGCUCAUCAACUACGCGGCCGAGCGCGUGCAGGCCGCCGUGACGGACGCCACGCUGCGGCGCGAGCAGGACGAGUACGCGCGCGAGGGGCUCCUCUGGCGGCCUCUGCACUACGCGGACCACGAGGCCGCCGCCGCGCUGCUGGACGCCGGGCCCGACAGCCUGCUGGGCGCGCUGCGCGACUGCUCGGCGCGCGGCGCCGGCGACGCCGCCUUCCUGCAGCGCCUGCAGCGCCGCCGCCACCCGCGCCUGCUCGUGCUGCCGCCCGACCGCUUCCAGGUGGUGCACUUCGGCGGCAGCGUGGUGUACAGCGCGCGCGGCAUGGUGGCGCAGAACCGCGACGGCGUGUGCUCGCGGAGCGCGGCGGUGCUGGCGUCGGCGCGCUGCGCGCUGCUGGGCGCGCUGUUCGCGGCGGAGCGCGCGGGGUCGCCGCGGCGGCCGGCGGCGCUGGGCUGCCGGCAGCGCGCGCUGGUGGCGGCGCUGGUGCGGCGCCUGCCGGCCGCGCCGCGCCUGGUGCGCUGCCUGCGCGCCGACGCACAGCUGCGCCCGCACCGCUUCGACGCCGCGCUGCUCCGCCACCAGAUCCGCUCGCAGGGGUCAGUACGCACACCCCGGUCGCCUACAACCGCAUUAUAUAUUUCUCAAUGGUUCAUAUCUUAUUCCUCAUUGUAA